Messenger RNA from Seriola dumerili (greater amberjack), 460 nucleotides. RefSeq names its product histone H2A-like. Gene Ontology annotation, molecular function: DNA binding; structural constituent of chromatin; protein heterodimerization activity. Lineage: Eukaryota; Metazoa; Chordata; Actinopteri; Carangiformes; Carangidae. The transcript has a single exon. Gene Ontology annotation, cellular component: nucleosome. The coding region runs from base 1 to 384 and encodes 127 amino acids. The record is from RefSeq and is a predicted model, not a curated record.
AUGUCUGGACGUGGUAAGACCGGAGGAAAGGCCAGAGCAAAGGCCAAGACCCGCUCCUCUCGUGCUGGACUCCAGUUCCCCGUCGGCCGUGUCCACAGGCUGCUGAGGAAGGGCAACUACGCCGAGCGUGUCGGUGCCGGAGCUCCCGUCUACCUGGCGGCGGUGCUCGAGUACCUGACCGCUGAGAUCCUGGAGCUGGCCGGAAACGCCGCCCGCGACAACAAGAAGACCAGGAUCAUCCCCCGCCACCUGCAGCUGGCUGUCCGCAACGACGAGGAGCUCAACAAGCUGCUCGGCGGAGUCACCAUCGCUCAGGGCGGCGUGCUGCCCAACAUCCAGGCGGUGCUGCUGCCCAAGAAGACCGAGAAGCCCGCCAAGAAGUAAACGGGAACUCUCUUCUCUAAACACAACGGCUCUUUUAAGAGCCACACACUCUUUCUGAGAGAUCAAACAUCUUCCU